This is a messenger RNA of Phytophthora sojae, 678 nucleotides long. RefSeq lists its product as hypothetical. The transcript has 3 exons. NCBI's taxonomy places the organism in Eukaryota, Oomycota, Peronosporomycetes, Peronosporales, Peronosporaceae. Bases 1 to 678 code for a protein of 225 amino acids. The record is from RefSeq and is a predicted model, not a curated record.
AUGGAGCGAGAGCAGCUCACGAGUGAGAAUUUCAAGCUAAGCGCGGAGUUUGCGAGCAAAGAUGCCACUAUAAAGUGCCUGGCGAGUGUUCUUGCUGAGAAGGAGAAGGAGUGGGUCGAGCGCUUGAGGCAGCAGCUUCGUGAGCAGCUGCGGACACGGCAAGACCUUGCAGUCAGGAUGCAGGAGGCAGACAGGGAGGUUAGAGAGCGCGAAGAAGAGCUUGAAAGGACGAGCCGCAAAGUUCACCAGGCAAUCCUCGUGAAGAAUCGAUCAGAAUUGGAGCCGCGCGUCUACACCAAAUUUUGCGUCAAUACCGAGAGCUUCGCCAAGAACGAGUUCGCGCACGGUCUGAGGUUCCUCACCGCCGAGUCACCCUACACUCCACCCGCAAGUGGUGACUUGUACGUCUCUGCUGCACCGACUGAAGAUGGAUAUCUUGCUGCGGUGUACAGUGACCAAGGACCGGAGCAAACUCAAAUCGAACACGUGCCGUCUCCGCUUCGAACCGUGGAGGAGUUCCCAGUGUUGACGGAUGAAUCGUGGAACUUGAUGGAUACCUUAGCGGCGCGGACUGAAAUUGCGACCCCAAUGGACCUCUCGACUUUAGGUGAGCCGCUUCGAGUCCAACGAGUGUCGGAUGAUAACUCGGACGGUGGCUUUGACUCGGAUACGGACUAA